Messenger RNA from Cotesia glomerata, 1329 nucleotides. RefSeq names its product 39S ribosomal protein L3, mitochondrial (gene mRpL3). Gene Ontology annotation, molecular function: structural constituent of ribosome. Gene Ontology annotation, cellular component: ribosome; mitochondrial large ribosomal subunit. Gene Ontology annotation, biological process: translation. Lineage: Eukaryota; Metazoa; Arthropoda; Insecta; Hymenoptera; Braconidae. The record is from RefSeq and is a predicted model, not a curated record. The coding region runs from base 154 to 1272 and encodes 372 amino acids. The transcript has 7 exons.
UUAUAGUUGUAAUUUACAAUAAAUAACAUCAUUAAAUAAAAUAACUGUGUUAAAUAGAAAAUAUUUGUUGUUUUUUUUUUAAUUGUUGAAUAGUUUGUGAUUUAAUUUUUUUUAUCAAUGAAAAAGUGAAAAAUUGUAAUUUUAAUUGUAAAAAUGGGGUCGUUUAUGAAAAUUCGCUCUGGGCUGAAUGUUCUGAGUAAUUUUUUGAAACCAAGAGUUGAGAUGCUGACAAUUCCAUAUCGUGAGAGAUACAGUAAAUUGAAUCCCAAGCCAAGGAAACGUCUUCCACCUUGGCUGCCUAAACAGACACGAACAUUAUACAGAGAUGACGUGACACUGGAGAACAGAGGAUAUGUAAAAGAAGUAUUGGAGACAAACUACGGAUCUCCAGAUCCGUUGAGCAAAUGUUAUUCUCCUUUGAAGGUAGCACCCAUUGAACCCUCUCCAGAAUGGGUUCGAGGAUCAAGAAGAACUGGCACCAUUGCCCGUAAAAUCGGGAUUUACCCGAUGUGGCUGAAGAAUGGGAAGAAAGUUCUCGCUACUUUGUUACACAUUUGUGACAACCAUGUCAUCAAAUAUAUUCCUCCUGAAAAGUGGGAACCAGGUCAUAGGACGAGGCAUAUUAUUCCUAAGAGAAAAUUGGGAUGCUUGGUUGUCGGAGCUGAAAGCUCUGACCCACAAUUGUUUACUAAAGAAUAUUGCGGAUUAUUUUAUAACGCUGGUGUGAUGCCCAAAAGACUUUUAUCACGUUUUACCGUCACGCCCAACGGUGCACUACAGCCUGGAACGCCAUUAUUGGCGACUCAUUACAGACCUGGUGAUGUUGUUGAUAUCAGAGGCAAAACAAUUGACCGGGGGUUCCAAGGUGUAAUGAAACGUUGGGGUUUCCAUGGUAUGCCUGCAACUCAUGGUGUAACUAAAACUCAUCGUCGGCCUGGUAAUAUUGGUUCAGGAGGCCAGAAAGCUCGUGUUAUGCCUGGUACUAAAAUGCCUGGACAUAUGGGUAAUAGAUAUCGUAUAUUUCGUGGUCAGAGAAUUCUACGGGUGAAUUACAAGUACAACGUAAUAUGGGUCCUAGGACAAGUAUGUCCAGGAGAAACAAACUCUCUGGUCCACGUAUACGACACCUUGCUACCGAGACGACAGCCUGAAACACCACCUCCUUUUCCCACUUUCAUCCCUACACCAGAUACUGAGCUCCCCGAUGAAGCUUGGGCCGAUGACGUUCAUCCUUUCGGCGCUCCGACAAUCGAGUUUGAGCCAGAAAAAUAAAAUUUUUUAUAAGAAAUAAAUUUUUAGAUUUAAUAAAUGUAUUAUUAAAAAAAAUUA